AUGGAUCGCGAUCAACUACCCACAUCCCUGGGCGAUGGCCCACAAUUCGAGGAGGAAACCGGCUGGAAGAAAUUCACCAGACGCUUUCGCGAGGAACCGCUCGUCCCGCUUGGAUGUACUGCAACAUGUUACGCCCUGUACCGCGCCUACCGUUCCAUGAGAGUCGGUGACUCCACAGAGAUGAACCGCAUGUUCCGAGCACGUAUCUACGCACAAGCAUUCACAUUAGUGGCUCUAGUGGUCGGUGGCAUGUACUACAAGACUGAGCGCGCGCAGCGCCGCGAAUUCGACCAGGCCGUCGAGGAACGUAAGCAGCAGGAGAAGCGUGAUGCAUGGCUACGAGAGUUGGAGGUCCGAGAUAAGGAGGACCGCGAGUGGCGCGAACGACAUGCUGCCAUUGAGGCUGCGGCUAAGGAGGCUGGAAAAAAGCCAACCCAGCCAGAUGCAGCCCGGGCUGCGAUUGAGCCGGCUGAUGAGAAGAAAAUUGGCGUUCUGGAUGCUGUGAGGGUCUUGCUCUCAAGUCGGAACUAG
This is a messenger RNA of Penicillium taxi, 531 nucleotides long. It is a transcript of the gene rcf1, whose product is annotated as respiratory supercomplex assembly factor RCF1. The coding region runs from base 1 to 531 and encodes 176 amino acids. Gene Ontology annotation, biological process: mitochondrial respirasome assembly. The record is from RefSeq and is a predicted model, not a curated record. Gene Ontology annotation, cellular component: mitochondrion. The transcript is spliced from 3 exons. Lineage: Eukaryota; Fungi; Ascomycota; Eurotiomycetes; Eurotiales; Aspergillaceae.